AUGGGAGAACUUCGUGGACAGGCGCUGGUUUUGACCGUGAGCGUGUUGACCUCCUUGGGGUUCAUGCUCAUUGGUUAUGACAAUGGACUCAUGGGAGGACUGGUAACGGCUCCGGCGUUCAACAAAACAUUCGACUCUCCUGACCCGACUAUGACCGGCCUCAUCGUCGCUAUCUACGAAAUUGGUUGCUUCCUCGGUUGUGUUGCCACCGCUUUCUUCGGUGAGAAAUUCGGUCGUCGCAGAACGAUCGGAUCCGGUGCCGCAGUCAUGGUCGUCGGUGCCAUCGUCCAGGCUGCAUCUUUCGGCCGCACGCAAAUGAUCGUCGGAAGAAUCGUCUCUGGCAUCGGCAUGGGCAUCGUCAACUCAACCGUCCCAGUUUUGCAAGCCGAGUUCAGCCCAAAGUCCAGUCGUGGAAUUUACGUCUGCGCGCAGCUGUCAACACUCAACUUCGGCAUCUUCCUCAUCUACUGGAUCGACUACGCUUUCUCCUCCCAUAUUGAGAGUUACGCCUGGAGAGUUCCCGUUGCUCUGCAAUGCGUCUGCAUUCUUCCCAUGUUUGCGAUUCUCAAGAUCAUCCCCGAGACACCUCGCUGGCUGGCCUCGCACGACCGCCCGGAUGAGUGUCUCGCUGUUCUAAGACGGCUCAAGUGGGACGAAGACGAAGAAUCGAUCAGAGUCCUUCAUAAUUCGAUCAUGCAGACGGUGGCGUACGAACAGUCGGUUAGCGCCGGGUCUUGGAGGGACCUGUUUGUGAACGAUCGCAUCAAGAGCCAGAGGAGGUUCUUGAUUGCUUGCGCCAUCCAAGGGUUCCAGCAGCUUGGCGGAAUCAACGCAAUCAUCUACUACAGCAGUACUCUCUUCGAGAAGAGCAUUGGAUUUGAUAACCACAUGUCGAGUCUCAUGUCUGGAUUCCUGCAGACUUGGUUCUUUGUAGCCUCGUUUAUUCCCUGGCUGUUGAUUGACAGGAUCGGUAGAAGACCUCUGUUGUUGUCUAUGAUCAGCGUGAUGGCUGCGGUGAUGGCAGUACAAGCCGGCCUCAUCUACCAGGUUCAGAACGCCACAGCCAUUGCGAAGUCGGCAGGCAUUGGUGCAGCCGCAAUGCUUUUUGUGUUCCAGGGAGCUUUCACCAUUGGAUUCCAGGCAACCGUCUGGGUUUACCCAUCCGAGAUUCUGCCCCUUAGGAUUCGCCAACUUGGCUCCUCAGUUUCCAGUGGAGUCAAUUGGAUCUUCAAUUACAUGGUCGUCCAAAUCACCCCAAUUGCAAUCUCCAACAUUGGUUGGAGAACCUACAUCAUUUUUGCUGUUCUUAACGCUACCUGGGUACCAAUUAUCUAUCUUUUCUUCCCCGAAACCAAGGGUUUGGAGCUGGAAGAUGUAGACCGUCUCUUCUCAGGAGAUAGCUUCGUUGACUUGAACCGUCACGACACUAGCGAGAAGCAGGAGGUGUGGGAUGUUGAGGAGGUUAGGGCAUGA
Molecule: messenger RNA, 1473 nt
Organism: Colletotrichum chrysophilum
Lineage: Eukaryota; Fungi; Ascomycota; Sordariomycetes; Glomerellales; Glomerellaceae
Exons: 8
Coding region: 1-1473 (490 amino acids)
Biological process (GO): transmembrane transport; carbohydrate transport
Cellular component (GO): membrane
Molecular function (GO): carbohydrate:proton symporter activity
Source: RefSeq, a predicted model, not a curated record